UACCACCGACAAGUGUAAUGCAUACAGCCACGUAUGAGCAGGUGCGUGUCGUGUUGCUCUCACAGCGUGCCGGUAGACGCUCACGUGAAGUAUUCUUUAGGCUUGGUUUAAAAGGCCAUCAGACACAGCCAACCGACUGGGUGAUACAUGGUGUCACGUAUAACAGAGCGAUCCACUGUGUGACAGAAAGACAAGCAAACAUCGUGACACGGAACUAAGCAACGUCACAUACAACAGAUUUGUACCCUCCGUCACGUUCAACAAACGGGGCAGAUACUGUUAUCGUACAGCAGAACGAUACCCGUGUCACGUCGUGCUCUAAUACACGGUCAUUGUCACGGCACAAAGUCAAACCGUACCACCAUAUACACAGAAACAUGGGGACGAUACCAACAUACGUCAUCCUGUUGCUAAUGGCAACAUGUAGGAACGCACAAUCGGAGGACAAUGAGCCGAAAGUUGAGAACUUCGGAACUGUGAUCGGAAUAGAUCUGGGAACAACCUACUCCUGCGUGGGGGUGUACCGGAGAGGCCGUGUGGAGAUCAUCCCCAAUGAACAGGGGAACAGAAACCCCUCCUACGUAGCGUUCACUCCGGAUGGGGAGAGGCUGAUAGGAGACGCCGCAAAGAACCAACUGACCACAAACCCCGAGAACACCAUCUUUGACGUCAAACGUCUGAUUGGACGUCCCUGGAAUGACAAGUCUGUGCAGCAUGAUAUACAGUAUUAUCCGUUCAAGGUAAUAAAGAAGGAAAACAAACCAUACGUCAAGGUUAGAGUUGGGUCAGAGGACAAGGUGUUCGCUCCCGAGGAGAUCUCGGCGAUGGUGUUGUCAAAGAUGAAGGAGAUAGCAGAGACGUACCUGGGCAAGAACGUCACCCACGCUGUCGUCACCGUCCCCGCCUACUUCAACGACGCCCAGAGGAGAGCAACCAAAGACGCCGGCACCAUCGCUGGACUCACCGUCCUCCGUCUGAUCAACGAACCAACUGCUGCUUCUAUAGCUUACGGCCUUGACAAGUCCGACGGUGAAAAGAACAUUCUGGUGUUUGACUUGGGAGGGGGAACGUUUGACGUGUCAAUCCUUACAAUCGACCAUGGCGUGUUUGAGGUGGUGGCCACCAAUGGAGACACACAUCUAGGCGAUCAAGACAUCGACCAGAGACUGAUAGAGUACUUCAUCAAACAAUACAAGACGAGGACAGGGCAGGACCUACUGGAGGACAGCGGGGCCAUCCAGAAACUGCGUCGUGAGGUGGAGAAGGCGAAGAGAGCCCUGUCAUCCCAGCAUCAGACUCGGGUGGAGAUCGAGUCUCUCAUGGGCGGCCAUGAUUUCUCUGAAGUCCUCACUAGAGCUAAGCUGGAGGAACUUUACGUAGACCUGUUUGAAUCAUCUUUAAACUACAUGCAGUCCGCUUUAGAAGAGGAAUACUUGAACAAGACGGACAUCCACGAGAUUGUUCUGGUCGGAGCAGCAAGUGAGAUACCCAAGGUUCAGCAACUGGUCAUGGAAUUCUUUGAUGGGAAGGCACCAAAGAUAGGCAUUCACCUAGAAGAGACAGUAGCCUAUGGAGCGGCCCUUGUUGCAGCAUUUUAUGCUACCUACGACGAGACCAAGGAUGAAUGUUUUGAUAUCAUAGAAAUCAAUCACUUGAGUCUCGGCAUCGAGACCAUUGGAGGCGUCAUGUCAAAGAUUAUCACUCGGAACACAGCCAUCCCUACCAAGAAGACACAGCAGUUUACAACAAUAGAGGACGACCAGGAUGUGAUGGAGGUCCUUGUCUACGAAGGCGAGAGAGCCAUGACGAAGGACAACCAUAUCCUCGGGAAGUUUGAACUCAAAGGAAUUCCUCCAGCGGCGAGAGGGGACCCCCAGAUCGAUGUUACAUUUGAGAUAGACGUGAAUGGUAUAUUGACGGUCACGGCCGAGGACGUAGGGACGGGAAAUAAGAAUAGCAUUGCCAUUCAGGACCUCCACGGAGAUGCACUCUCGCCUGAAGAUCUGGAGAAGAUGAUUCACGAUGCUGAGGAGUUUGCUGAGGAAGACAAAGAGAUGACGGAGAAAACGGAAGCUGAACUUAGAGCCGGGGAUAAAUGGACGAACAGAAAGGCUGUGAGAAGGAAACCCAUCAUAUCAGGUGACCCGGAGGAUGUUUCCCGUGACGAACUCUGAGGGAGGAAUUGGAACAAGGAGAUAAAACAAUGAUGCUGGAAACUAAAGAUGCAUGGAUGUUGUGAGGGGAAACUUAUUUAUAUUCUCAAUAUAUAUUUAGUUUUAGUGUUGAACCAUCAAGAAAUUUCGUACUGCCUGAGCAAAGUUCAGGUAUAGUUCACAUCAGUUGAAUAAAGAAGCUGGUAGAUAUAUAUAUAAACGAAAAAGCUUAAGAUGGUGUGAAAUGUGUUCCUGUAACUAUGUAGAAAAUGAGUACCACUUCUUAUUGAUAUGCACUGCUUAUGAUGAUCUACGUAAACGUUUUAUCCCUGUCGAUGUUUCCACCCAUCCAACCCUGUGUCAGUUUAACCGACUGAUGAGUAAUGAUAGUCCUCUGAUCUUAAGAAAUCUUGCCAUGUUCAUCUUCUCUGCUAAUAAUUGUUGUCGCUGCAGCUUAAAGGCUGCUAAUGUAUAACGUUAUAUCAUGGGCCGAUGGCCUACAUUCACUGGAAUAAAGAGAGAGAGAGUGAGGAAGGACACACUUCAACGAUAAUGGAUGGUUGAGAGUUGUAUCUAUAUCCCUAGCUCUGUACCGACGACAUAUGCUAUGCAUAAUGGGAAGGUGAGAGAUAGCUCAGUUGAUAUAUGUGUAUAUGUGUUGUAUGGGGCCAGUCGUCACCACUCGGCCCUUUCCGUAACCUCCAAGACGCUAUUCGGCUUGUCCCGGAAUAA
This is a messenger RNA of Haliotis rubra (blacklip abalone), 2885 nucleotides long. Its product is annotated as endoplasmic reticulum chaperone BiP-like. Gene Ontology annotation, molecular function: ATP hydrolysis activity; ATP binding; misfolded protein binding. NCBI's taxonomy places the organism in Eukaryota, Metazoa, Mollusca, Gastropoda, Lepetellida, Haliotidae. Gene Ontology annotation, cellular component: nucleus; endoplasmic reticulum chaperone complex; endoplasmic reticulum lumen. Gene Ontology annotation, biological process: protein refolding; cellular response to unfolded protein; endoplasmic reticulum unfolded protein response. The record is from RefSeq and is a predicted model, not a curated record.